Messenger RNA from Coffea arabica (coffee), 1788 nucleotides. Lineage: Eukaryota; Viridiplantae; Streptophyta; Magnoliopsida; Gentianales; Rubiaceae. The record is from RefSeq and is a predicted model, not a curated record.
AUGGAGAAAUUUCACCACCUCUCCCCACUUGGACUUGUGUUGCUAUGUUUUCUUUCAGCUUCCUUCGCCAUGUUCCCGACCAAUAUUACCACUGAUCAGUCAUCUCUUCUUGCCUUGAGAGCUCACAUUUCGGUUGACCCUCUACAAAUCUUGGCCAAAAACUGGUCUGUUGGCUCUUCGGUCUGCGAUUGGAUUGGAGUCUCUUGUGGCUCUCGUCAUCGUAGAGUGACUGCCUUGGACAUUUCAAACAUGAAUCUUUCCGGCACCUUACCUCCACAACUGGGAAAUCUAUCAUUUCUUGUUUCUAUUGACAUGAGUGCGAACAACUUCCAUGGAGAACUACCACAUGAGUUUGUUGGAUUGCGCCGAUUAAAACUACUUAAUUUGAGCUUCAACAAUCUUGAAGGAGAGUUCCCCCCGUGGAUUGGUUCAUUUCCUCAACUUCAUCGCCUGUUUCUUAGAAAUAAUAGUUUCACUGGUCUUAUCCCAUCUUCCAUCUCUAACUUGUCAAAGCUAGAAAGCAUAAGUCUUUCGUUCAACCGUCUACAAGGAAACAUUCCUAUAGGGAUUUUCAAUCUUUCCUCCCUGCAAAUGAUUAGCCUGACGGGUAAUGGCCUAUCCGGAGUUCUUCCAAGUGACAUGUGUUACCAUCUUCCUGGACUGAAUUUUCUUGGCCUAUCAUUUAACAAGUUAAAUGGUCAAUUACCAUCAAGUAAUUUAGCUCAAUGUUCAGAACUUGGGGUGCUGUCUUUGUCUCACAAUGAAUUUGGAGGUUCCAUACCAAAAGAAAUUGGAGCACUGAAGAAGCUUGAGUUCCUAUAUUUGGGUUACAACUAUUUAGAAGGCCAAAUUCCAAAAGAGAUUGGUAAUUCAACUAUGAUUAAAAUACAAAGUUUUGAAUUCAACAACUUAAUAGGUGUAAUACCAAUAGAGAUCUUCAACCUCUCAAAGUUGAUUGUUAUGUCACUGUCACUAAAUCAACUUUCAGGCAAUCUUCCAUCCACAUUCGGUUAUAGGUUUCCCAAUCUAGAAGAGCUUUAUCUCGACUUAAAUUACUUUUCUGGAGCAUUACCUAGUUCAAUCUCAAAUUCUUCUAAACUUCGUAGAGUAGAUUUUAGUUAUAACAAGUUCACGGGUCCAAUUCCUACUUCCCUAGGGGACCUAAGUCUCAUGGAACUGCUGAAUCUAUCCAACAACAGUUUAACGAGCGAUUCCUCAUCUCAAGAGUUGAGUUUCAUCACUUCAUUGACAAAAUGCCAAUAUUUGUCAAUAUUGGACUUGAAUGACAAUCCAUUGAAUGGGAUAAUUCCAAACUCGAUCAGUAACCUUUCAACUUCCCUUGAAAGAUUAUAUGCAGCAGGUUGCAAAAUCAAGGGCACCAUUCCAGAUGGAAUAGGAAACUUCAGAAAUUUGAUCCUAUUAGAUCUAUCAAACAACGAGUUAAGUGGGUCAUUGCCAGCUACGAUAAUAGAUUUACAAAAGCUUCAAUACAUGGAUCUCAGUAUGAACAAACUAAUUAGCAGAGUCCCCCUGCAUUUGCUCUGUGCUCUCCACAACUUGGAUACAAUGAACCUUGGACAAAAUAAAUUUAUGGCCUCGAUUCCAAAGUGCUUCGGAAAUCUUACUUCCCUGAGGCAUCUCAACCUAGGUCACAACAGACUAUAUUCUGCUCCACCUGAGGAAAUAUGGAACCUAAAAGAUCUCUUGGAGCUUGACCUCUCCUCAAAUCUGCUGAGUGGAUCUUUGUCAUAUGCAGAACCUGCAAAAUCUUUCUCUAGCACACAAUAG